AUGAACGAUCGGAGUCUGAAAAAGUCUCUCUCCGGAAAAACGAACCACCCGGCGGAUAUCGUCGUCGGAGAUGCUGAUGAGAAUUUAGAUCUUUACUCAGUCAACCGUGGGACUUCUUUAGAUGGAAAACAUUCUUUCGAACAAGUUAUUGCUAAGCCUGAACCUGACUACGAGAAGAAACAUGCAAAUGACCCGCUUUAUACCGUGUUUGAAGUUCCAUUGGGAACUCUUUCAAGACUAGUUCUUGAAGCUAGAAACGUAACUUCAAAGCUUCAGUCCAUUUCUACUACAAGGGCUGCUUCAAAGAGCGAGACCGAACCAUCUUCAAAACCAACUCGAAGCAAUUCAACAAUACGUCCCUCUAACAUUCCCUCAUUACGUCCCUCGAACAUUCCCACAAUUCGUCCUUCCAACAUUCCUACUUUAAGAUCAUCUUCGGCCCCCAAGAAGACAACAACAGCUUCAGCUUCUGUUUCGGUUUCUUCUCCAAAGAGAACUGUCUCUCGAUCUUUAACUCCUGUCUCACGCAAAACACCAUCAACAUCUUCAACUCCUUCAAGAAUCAGUACAACUACUUCAACCACUCCUACCUUUAGAAAAGCUGGUGACGCUCAAAGAUCAAGAUCUUUGACUCCAAGAUCGAAGCCUCAGAUAGCUUCUUCACCUUCAAGUAAGACCAAUGUGCGUUCUGUAUCUGUGUCAUCACCUACAACACCUCGGACACCGCCAAGACUAAAAGAAACUGUCACUCUAGCGUUCGGUAGACCAGUGGGAACAACAGGGAAUGUAAAUUCGCCACGAAGGAACACCUCGCCGGAUGUUACAAGAACCAGGCCUAGAGUGCAUUCUGCUUCUUCUCUGAUUCCUACAUUUUCAGGCGUCUCACAUACAACGGCAACUCCCAAGUCUGUAAAGCCAUCUGCAACUGUUGCGGAUUCAACGAGGCCAUAUGGAAAGAAACUGUCAAAAGCUUCGGUUCAAAUGGCUAUCAAUCACUUGGACAUCGGACGAAAUGGGAAAAUAAGCACAAAUCCGUUUUCGAGCACAAUGUUGUACCCACACAGCAUCAGAUCUUCUGCUUCGGCUUUAAGAAAGCCGUGUGGUAGUGAAGGAAGCAGCAGCAGCAAUAGCAACCACGAAGACGAAGAAGGAAAAAGCUUAACGAAAACGAAAGAGGGAGGAAACACAGAGAAGAACGAUAGUGCUCGUUACGACGCACUCUUGAUGGUUAAAGAUGUGAAGGAUACUAACUGGCUACUUAACAUUGAUGAUGAAUCUACUCAGUCUCUCAUGUUGGACAAUGCUUUCGACUCUCCUCCUGAACUAUUCCCUCCUCUUUGA
This is a messenger RNA of Arabis nemorensis, 1341 nucleotides long. The record is from the annotation of a GenBank genome assembly. Lineage: Eukaryota; Viridiplantae; Streptophyta; Magnoliopsida; Brassicales; Brassicaceae.